AUGAUCGACGAGCAAAAGCUGCACUGCCAUACACGCGGAUGUGAGAACGUCAUUCGCAUUGCAAGACAAUCGGACAGACGUGAAAGUUACCAGCAGGAAUCACGGGGGGCUAAUGCAAUUCCAAUUCGCCCAGUGAAUUCCCGCGGCUCUUUCACAGCACGCGUUAAGCGCGAAGCUGCAGAUGGAGAAAGAAUCUCUAUAUUGCCUGCUAUGGAGAUGACAAAAAGCAGUCAGCAGAUACAAUUUACACCGGAACUCGGUUAUUUCUACGGAACUCCCGAAUCACUAGAUACGCAGUCAAUGUCAGAUUUGGGGCAGUUUUCUCAAGUGCAACAAGUAUACGCCAAUGCAUUUACGCCCGGAUAUUGGCCAUUCCAAUCAAACGGUCAGAUAGCAUGCUUCCAAAACCAAGAAAAUGCAUAUCCUCUCUUUUAUUGCACCUUUAUGCCUGUGCAGCAGUCACCAAUGACUUACCAAUUUCCAGCAAAUCCUGAUUUCAAACACAGACGGGAGUGUCCGUUAAAUCAUUACAUUUGCAGCGACGGUUCAAAAUGCAUUCCCAAAUUUAAAUGGUGUGACAAUAAAAUUGAUUGCCCGGACUCGAGUGACGAGAGGACGUGCUCGUGUCGAGAACGACUAGAUAGCAAACGCUACUGUGAUAAUUAUCUGGACUGUCCAAAUGGCGAGGACGAGCUUGGAUGCUUUGGUUGUCCGAAGACGUCGUUCAGCUGCCAUGAUAGCAUCGGCGGUAAACCUAGUAAUUGUUUCACGCUCGAAGACUAUUGCGACGGAAACAAUACCUGCGUCAACUUAAAGGACGAAGAAGAUUGCAGCGUUUUAACUCGAUCUUACGCUGCAACUAGCUUAGGGCUCUUUCCAGCUGGUUCACUUUACGGAUUUUUGCAGAGAAAUUGGAAAGGUAGAUGGUAUCACGUCUGCAGCAAAGCUAAUCAUUGGGCUAGCGAGGCUUGUCUCGCUAAGCUUGGAUUUCUAAGCCGCCAACCCGAGCAAGAAAUGGUAGACGCAUCAAAUCACCAAGAUUUCGGUCCUUUUUUGCUACAAGAUGGCCGGAUAAUUCAGGAAUGUCCUAAAGAAAUAUUAUUCGUGCGCUGUCCAGAUGCCGGUCGUGUGAAUAAUUCCAGAAGCAGGGACGAUCAAACGACAACAAGCGACGACCGUUCGCUGCAGGCGUUAAACUCAAGUAACUCGGAUAAUCCGCUCGUGAGCAUCGUAGGUGGUCGACCAUCGAGAGCAGGCGCUUGGCCGUUCAUUGUGGCAAUCAAUAAAAACGGCUGGUUCCAUUGUGGCGGCGCCGUCGUCAACCCAUAUUGGAUACUCAGCGCUGCCCACUGCUUCUCUGGUGCCCAGCACAGCUACUUUGAGAUUGAAGCAGGUUCGCUACGCCGUCAUUCUUUUUCACCAGCACGUCAAAUUCGUCGUGUGACCCAAGUAAUUAUACAUCAGCAUUUCAACUCGCAACUUUUAAUUUACGACGUCGCUCUUGUAAGACUGAAUGAACCACUGGAUUUUAAUGAAUGGGUUAGUUCCGUGAAUUUGCCCGCAUCCGUCAGUUUCAGUGGCUGGAAUAUGGAACCAAGCCCUGGUGCCAGUUGCGUUGCUCUGGGAUGGGGUGCUCUCGUGGAAGGCGGACCCGACCCUGAUCAUUUGCAAGAAGUUGAAGUGCCAAUAGUCCCGUGCAAACAUUUUCCAGACAGAAAUGCUGCGGAAAUCUGCGCAGGCUAUAAACUGGGAGGUCGUGAUGCAUGUCAAGGAGACAGCGGGGGACCUCUGAUGUGCAGAGAUUCUAAUUUGGAGUGGUAUAUUGGUGGUGUAGUCAGCCAUGGCAUUGGUUGCGCCAGAGUAAACGAACCAGGAGCUUAUACAAAAGUUUCUUAUUUCGUCGACUGGAUCAACGACAUUAUAAAUGAUCGUACAAAACUAUCUACUGCUUUUCAUCCGUCCGACAAAUGUCCGGGAUUCGUCUGCCAUCCGCCAUUCAAUAGAUGCAUCCCAGGAAAAAAGCAAUGCGACGGAAUUGUCGACUGCCUCGAGGCUGAAGAUGAAAGAAACUGUCCUCGGUCUAUGACCCAAAGUGCAACUCACUUCCUCAAAGGACUUUUUACGCACCACAAACGAGAAGUCGAGCAAGAGAGGUCGGAAGUUUGA
Molecule: messenger RNA, 2166 nt
Organism: Phymastichus coffea
Lineage: Eukaryota; Metazoa; Arthropoda; Insecta; Hymenoptera; Eulophidae
Gene: ndl
Product: serine protease nudel-like
Exons: 11
Coding region: 1-2166 (721 amino acids)
Biological process (GO): proteolysis
Molecular function (GO): serine-type endopeptidase activity; protein binding
Source: RefSeq, a predicted model, not a curated record